Messenger RNA from Mucor mucedo, 273 nucleotides. RefSeq lists its product as uncharacterized. The annotation marks the transcript as partial. The record is from RefSeq and is a predicted model, not a curated record. The transcript has a single exon. Lineage: Eukaryota; Fungi; Mucoromycota; Mucoromycetes; Mucorales; Mucoraceae.
CCGUACUUGACUGCUAACGGCACUCUUGCACUCCCCGUUUUUCAUGCUUAUGCGCAUGUUAUUAGCUGUCAGUCCAGCUUUAAUCCUAAAAACAUUGAAUCGUACGGCAGGACUGACGGCGAGGCAUCGGAACGUUUAUGGUCUUCACUCAGACCAUUCGUCACCAUUACACGUCCGAUGUCUCAGGCCAACAGAAGGCUGACUCUUACGUUGGCCAUCCGCCAUCGUAACAUGGAAAAAAAAUGGGGAAUGGGUAAGAUGUUGUUUUUGUAA